AUUAUUUAUAAAUUUAUAAUUAGUUAUAUGACAUUUAUUAAAAGUGAUGUUAUAAUACAGAAUUAUACACAUCUUUUAUAGCAUUGUAUGCAGAAACAUUAAAUGGCAACAGAAUUUCUAAUAACUAAAAGUAUUAUAUUUUAAUAUCACAAUGAAACCUAGCACAUCUAAACCUAGUAAACAUGGAUUAUCUAUAAUUGACAUGUUCUCUAAACAAAUUGCUAAGAGAAAACGAGCCAAUGCUGAUUCAGAUAAUGAAGAUAUGAAUAAAGAUGAUUUACUAAUUACAUCUGAACAAACUAAAGAAAAUAACAAUCCACAGAUAAACCAGCAAUUUCCAAAUGAACAUCAUGAAAAGAAAAUAAAAACUGAAGACAAUAUAAUAGUCUCAAAAUCUCAAAUUAGAAGACCAAAUAUUUUCCCUGGCAAAUGUGAAUAUUGCCGUCAAAAAUUAAAUGAUGAAAUAAGGUUUUAUCCUGGACAUCCAAAUGGUGCUGUAGAUGAAGAAAUUGCUUUGAUUGAUCCAAAGUUAUGUUUAUUUAAUGGAAAUGAAUCUUUUAUACAUGAAAGUGAUGAACAUCCUCAAAAUAAGUUAACUUAUUUUAGUGUCUAUGAUAAAAAUGGUCACUUAUGUCCUUUUGAUACUGGACUCAUAGAAAAAAAUGUACUGUUAUAUUUUUCUGGAUAUAUGAAAGCCAUUUAUGAGGAAGAUUCAUCCCCUGAGGGUGGAGUACCAACCAAAGAUAUGGGUCCAAUAAAUGAGUGGUAUGUGUCUGGUUUCGAUGGAGGAGAACUAGCUCUUAUAGGUUUUAAUACCGCAUUUGGUGAAUACAUUUUAAUGGAGCCAUCUGAAGCAUAUGCUCCUUUCAUGGAUGUGGUUAAAGAAAAAAUUUACAUGAGUAAAUUAGUUAUUGAAUUUCUAUUAGAUGAAAUUAGUCCCAGCUAUGAAGAUUUACUGAAUAGACUUCAAACUAUUGUACCACCUAAAGGCUUGACAAAAUUCACGGAGGAUUCUUUGUUGCGACAUGCACAGUUUAUAUGCGAUCAAGUAUUAUCAUUUGAUAAUUCUGCCAGUUCCAAUGAAACUCUCCUUAUUACAACUCCUUGUAUGCGUGCAUUAGCAAAUCUCGCAGGUGUUACAUUAGGAAAAAAAGCAGCUCUUCGGCGAACACAGCGACGUGAUCAGAAAAUUAAGAAACCCAUGUGGACAAAAGCAACAACAACCCAAUUAGUUAGCAAUAUGUUCGAAAAUAUUUUUGCUGAUCAGUUGAGUAAACAUGAUGAUAAAGUAUCAAUGGGACCCAAAAGACAAAGAUGUGGGAUAUGUGAAAAUUGUCAGCAACCGGAUUGCGGACUUUGUAGUCACUGUAAAGAUAUGAUCAAGUUUGGAGGAACAGGAAGAGGCAAGCAAGCUUGCAUUAAAAGAAAGUGUCCAAACAUGGCUAUUCAAGAAGCAGAUGAUUCUGAUCUAGAAAAUGACGAUGAAUAUGAAGCUUUAAUGGAAAACAAGAAAAUUGAAGAACUAGAACAUACGAAAAAAGAUUUUAAAGAGUUUAAGAAAGACGUUACAUGGGUGGAAGAUAAAAUUGCUGCCGAUAAUCAAAAAACGUUCUAUAAAUCUGUUAUGGUGGGCGAUGAGAGAAUAGAAAUAAAUGAUUGUGUCCUCGUAGAACCAAGGAAUCCAGCAAUACCAUUGCAUGUUGCUAAAAUUAUAUACAUGUGGGAGACCAAAAAUGGUCUGAAACAAUUUCAUGCAAAUUGGUUUCACAGAGGAACUGAUACUAUCCUUGGGGAAACAUCAGACCCUAUAGAAUUAUUUUUGAGUGAUGAUUGUGAUGAUGUCCCUUUUAAAUCUGUUAAGUCAAAAUGUACUGUCCAUUUUAAAAAGGCGCCAGAAAAUUGGGAUGAGAUAGGUAAUACAAACUUAAGUCUUGAAGAUGAAAUAAAAGAUGUAGACGGUAAAACAUUUUUUUAUCAAAAACGUUAUACACCUGAAACAGCCAGAUUUGAAGAUCCUUCACCGGAUCCAGAAUGUCUUCGCAAAGAGUAUAUUCACCGCUUUUGUCCCGCUUGUACUCGUUUGAGAGCAUUGCAGCAGUUUAAUAUGCCAAAGGUGUACGAAUUAAUAGAAGAAAAAAGUAGCAAAGAAGUUAUUUAUGGGGUAGUAAAGUAUAAAGGAGAAGAAUACAGAGUGGGUACAGCUGUAUUUUUACAACCGGAAGCUUAUAAAUUUAAGUAUAAAAUUGCGUAUCAAGACACAUCAAAGGCAAAAAAGAAAAAUGUUGAUGAAGACAUGUAUCCAGAAUUUUAUAGGAAGUCUUCUGAUCAUGUAAAAGGUUCAAAUUUAGACACUCCUAAACCCUUCUGUUUAGGGUAUAUAAAUGCAAUAUAUGCUAAUACAAAUGAUAUGAUAGUCUCACCUAUGGAUAUUAAUAUUAAAGUAAACAAGUUAUAUAGACCAGAAAACACACACAGAGAUAUUUCAUUAAUGGAACAAGCAGACUUAAAUAUGGUGUAUUGGAGCGAUGAAGUAUGUACAAUUAAAUUCACCGAAGUCGUUGGCAAAUGUUAUCUUACUUAUUCUGAGAAUUUAAAUGAAUCUAUUGAAGAAUGGACUGCUUCUGGACCAAAUCGAUUUUAUUUUAAUGAGGCUUAUAACGUACAAGAAAAAUCAUUUGAUGAACCACCAUAUCAUGCUAUCAGUAUUGGUAAAUCCGGUAAAAGUAAGGGUAACUUAAAGCUCAAAGGUAAAAAAACCGAGGAAAAUAAGAAAAAGAUAUUCGCUAAUCAACCAAUUGAGUAUAAGCCUAUAUCCAGAAAAUUAAAAACAUUAGAUGUGUUUGCUGGUUGUGGUGGAUUAUCUGAAGGUUUACAUCAAGCUGACAUAGCUGAAAAUCUUUGGGCCAUAGAAAAGGAAGAACCAGCUGCGUAUGCAUAUCGUUUAAAUUAUCCUAACGCAACAGUAUUUACGGAAGACUGUAAUAUAUUGCUGCAAAAAGUUAUGAAUGGCGAUGCAACUAACGAAAUUGGUCAAAAGCUUCCUCAAAAAGGUCAAGUGGAAUUGUUAUGUGGUGGUCCACCAUGUCAGGGUUUCAGUGGCAUGAAUCGCUUCAAUUCACGACAGUAUUCUUUAUUCAAAAACUCGCUAGUUGUUUCUUAUUUGUCAUAUUGUGAUUACUAUAGGCCUAAGUUUUUUAUCAUGGAAAAUGUCAGAAAUUUUGUAUCUUUCAAAAAAAGUAUGGUUUUGAAAUUGACAUUGAGAUGUCUAGUACGUAUGGGUUACCAAUGUACAUUUGGUAUUCUUCAAGCUGGAAACUAUGGUGUACCUCAAACUAGAAGAAGAAUGGUAAUUCUGGCUGCUGCACCUGGGCAAACUCUUCCAAAAUAUCCAGAACCUACGCAUGUAUUCAGUAAACGUGCCUGCCAGUUAAGUGUACUAGUAGAUAAUAAGAAGUAUAGUUCAAAUUGUAGCUGGAUAGAUUCUGCCCCAUAUAGAACGAUUACCGUGAAAGAUGCAAUGUUUGAUUUGCCAGAAAUUAAAAACGGAUGGAACAAAGAAGAAAUGCCAUACAAUAGUGAACCACUAUCACAUUUCCAAAGAAAAAUGAGAGGUAAACAGUAUCAACCUGUGUUGAGAGAUCAUAUAUGUAAAGAAAUGGCACCUUUAGUGGAAGGUAGAAUGGCCCAUAUCCCAAUAGCUAGCGGUUCAGAUUGGCGCGAUUUGCCAAAUAUUACCAUCCGAUUAAGCGAUGGCACUUACUCUAAAAAAUUGGAAUAUCCGUAUGAUGAUAAAAAGGCUGGGAAAAGUUCUACAGGAGCAUACCGUGGAGUGUGUAGUUGUUGUAAUGGGAAACCGUGUGAUCCUACAGAUAGACAGUUUAAUACUUUAAUUCCAUGGUGUUUACCGCACACCGGAAAUCGUCAUAAUCAUUGGUCGGGUUUGUAUGGAAGAUUAGAAUGGGAUGGAUUCUUUAGUACAACUAUUACAAAUCCAGAACCGAUGGGAAAACAGGGGCGCGUAUUACAUCCAGUAGAAACGCGAGUGGUUAGUGUACGAGAAUGUGCUAGAUCACAAGGAUUUCCUGAUUCUUUUCGUUUUUAUGGCAGUAUACUUGAUAAACAUCGUCAAGUUGGAAAUGCAGUCCCACCACCCCUUAGUGCAGCUAUUGGUUAUGAAAUAAGAAAAUGUAUAAAAUAUGAUGAAACAAAAAUUGAAACUGAUACAGAUACACAAUUAAAUAAUAAUAGUAUUAAACGUGAAAUAAGUAUUGGAAGUUUUAAAGAAGAUAAUAAUAAUUGUUCGGAAUACUCUUCUGAAAUAAAUAAUGAAAGUUCAGAAAUAAAAUUAAAACGAGACGAGGUACUAGAAAAAAUUGCAUGUGAUAGCGAUGAAAGUUGAGAUCUGUGUUUUAUUGGUAGUGCUGCAGUCAUAUGAAUAUAGUUUUUUUUUACUUUUGUCAUUAUGUCAAGGCAUUGAAUAUUGUGUACUAAAUGUAUAAGUAGCACAAAGUUUUUAAAGUUUUAUGUUAUUUAUUUUUGUUCUGGAAUAUAUUGUUGAUUUUAUUCUUUUUUUUUAA
Megachile rotundata (alfalfa leafcutting bee) is the source of this 4577-nucleotide messenger RNA. It is a transcript of the gene Dnmt1a, whose product is annotated as DNA methyltransferase 1a. The record is from RefSeq and is a predicted model, not a curated record. Gene Ontology annotation, molecular function: zinc ion binding; DNA binding; chromatin binding. Gene Ontology annotation, cellular component: nucleus. Lineage: Eukaryota; Metazoa; Arthropoda; Insecta; Hymenoptera; Megachilidae. Gene Ontology annotation, biological process: negative regulation of gene expression via chromosomal CpG island methylation; DNA methylation-dependent constitutive heterochromatin formation.